This is a messenger RNA of Aspergillus saccharolyticus JOP 1030-1, 2500 nucleotides long. RefSeq lists its product as uncharacterized. NCBI's taxonomy places the organism in Eukaryota, Fungi, Ascomycota, Eurotiomycetes, Eurotiales, Aspergillaceae. The transcript has 2 exons. Bases 9 to 2438 code for a protein of 809 amino acids. The record is from RefSeq and is a predicted model, not a curated record.
CAAUCACAAUGGGGAUUUUCUUCUGCCCCCGACUCCGGGGCCACUGGAAGAAACCAGACCCGCCAGGAACGGGUCCCUCGUACCCACUGCAUCCAGUGACCUCGCCUCCAGAUGGAGUUGUGGGAAGUGGUACUGGCAGCGCUCCAUUUGCCUCCAGGGUAGAUGCCCUCCGCUUGUCCUCCACUGGAACCUCCGCGGGCGGCUUGUCGGAAAAAUUACGCAAGCGAUUUUCGAGAGAACAUAAGAAACUCCAUGGCGCUUCAAUCAGGGCCGAGGGAAGAUCCGGUUCGUCUACCUUGCAUGGCCCAGCGAGAUUUCCCAGUGAUCGGCUGGACAACUCUUCCGUUGGGUUAGGAGGCAGUUUGUUGAGCGAGAGGGGCUAUGACAGUGACGCUCAGUUUAUCAGUACCCCAAAGCAAAUCAACCACCAGCCAGAAUGCUUCGUUGCCGAACCAGCAUCGCUGCCGAAGCGGGGAAAGGGAAGGGAAGGCUCUCCUGCCGCCAGCCAGGCAUCUGAUGUUUCGAAGGGGGUCCCAGUGAGGGCACCAGGUUUUGAUCCAAAUAUACUGGAAGGGACACGGAAUCCUUGGUCCUCCAUGGACCAGGCAAUCUGGAACGUCCAUCCUACAGCGAAUCCUCCUCCCUUUUCUCGUGUCGCAAGCAGCGCCAAGCGUCGGGUACAAGCUGUACAGCCUUAUCAUGCUGGCUUCUGUUCGCCGAAGUCGACAGAAUACGCUUUAUAUGACCAGCAGGACCGUUAUGGUGCACCACCACGGACUGGGACUCCGAAGCUUUCGAACGCCCUAUAUAGCUCUUCAUCGACUCCAGGAUAUCAUGAAUAUGGCUCUAAAAUUCCAGGAUAUACCUCUCCAGCCCCAUCGCAUUAUACCACAUCUGUAGAUUCGCUUGCUGGGUCCUCGGCAGGGCUUUCAGUUCGGACAAGAAGACGGCAAGUUCCACAAACUGCAACCGGCAAUGGCUCCGUUCAUCUGGAGGAUAUGGACAUUCAUACAAUGUUGGCGUCUCGAACAACCUCUCCUCGAAUUCUGUCAGGGAAACAAUCCUUGGAAGCGAAUCCAUGGGCUAGUGAUGUCAGGUUGCGGAAAUCACCGCAACCAGCUUUUGAUAGUAACUCGGCGAUGAGCAACGGCAAGGUGAUGGACGUGGCUGAACCGACAUACAGGUUCUUUCCACAAGAGACAUCUUCAUGCUAUUCACGGCCAGAGAGUCAGCAUUCGGCUGCUUCCAGAAUAUACUUGAGCAAGACAGAAACGGCGCACGGCUUGACUCCACUUGAGAGACAGUCUCAAAGAAGUCUUCAUCCUACUCGAGAUUGCACGCCUCGGCUACUGGAGAAUAUGUUAAAUGCUGAGUGUGCAACCUCUAGACCUGUCGAUGGCAGUGCUUCCAGUGUGCAAGCCCCGUGCAGUAAAUCAGUAGAACAGAUUCAUUCAGACCUUUCAGUCGCCUCGUCAAACAUCAGCUCCCCGAUCAACGGUGACGCUGACCUUGUAUCACCCCGGAAAGUGAGUGUGGGCUGGAUGUCUGGUGGCCGACGUCUUGGUUAUGGGUAUACUCUAGUUCCCGCAAGCGAAGAGAACGACAGGCCCUCGGGGAAACUGUUUGAUCUAUCUGCUACUCAUGAUCUGAGCCAGGAGGUACCAUCUGAAACCGAUACCCAGGCCGAGCAGGCAAAGCAGAUUGACAGCCAGCCAGAACAGCACGAUACAACGUCGCUGUCGAAGAAAGCGGGAAUGCCUAUCGAUCUGUCUUCCAUCAUUGGCCACAUCAACUUUCGUAGCUGGUCGGGGGCAACUAAUGCAACCGCAGGUGAUGAGUCUCCUAAGUCUUCCCUUCUGGGGAGAUUCUCAAAGAAAAAGAGGGAUCAUUCCGACCCGGAGCCACCAGCUAGUGCAAAGGACCCCUGGGACUUUUGCGCAUGGGUCAAUCCUAAUCAAUCUCUAAGUGAGCAACAGCCGCCGCUGGCAAGCCCGUCAGCAUCCAGUAUGAGCACAGAAGGACGAGGAGUAUCCUUAGGAAGAUGGUCGACCCUACGUCGCACCGGAAGUCUAUGGGCCAAGGGCCGUAGCAUGUCUGCGAUCGCGCGCGACCUUGAGGCCAAAGCAGCUGCGAAAUUGAAUGCGUCAACUGGGCGUUUUCCAGUGAUGCAGAAGAAGGAUGGGCGAGCGACGAGAUUCAAAGUCUUAGACCGUAAGCGUCGAGCCCAUACGGAAGAUGACGGUGAGCCGAUGGUACCUCUGAAGCAAUGGUCUGGCGAGAAGGACACAAUCCCUUGCCGGGAGGGAGACGGAGCAAGUAUUCCUAGUGUAGACCUAGCACGCAAGCAGUUUUCGGAACAGACUGGCUCGACUGUUGUCACUGACGGUUGGGAAAGCAAUUAUCAGGACUGCGAGGAGAUUUUUGCCGUCGGGGAGUGAGUACGCGAUGUGGAUGUCUGGGUCAAAAGUGCAUAAUGUGUUGGUAAAAUCGCAGCAUGGUG